CGGAGGGUUGUCAAAGCUUCGGGAAGCGGCUCUGGGCUACCUGGGGUUUCCCAGAGUCGCCAGUUCCCCCCUUGAGGAUGGAGCUGUCGCGGGGAGCCAGCGUCCCCGACCCGGACGACGUCCGGCCUCUCAAACCGUGUCUGCUACGCCGCAACCACAGCCGUGAUCAGCACGGCGUGGCAGCCUCUAGUCUCGAGGAGCUGAAGAGCAAAGCCUGUGAACUCCUAGCCAUUGAUAAGUCCCUGACGCCGAUCACCCUGGUCCUGGCCGAGGACGGAACAAUAGUGGACGAUGAUGACUACUUCCUCUGCCUCCCUUCCAAUACGAAGUUGGUGGCAUUGACCUGCAAUGAGAAGUGGAUAUAUAAUGAUUCUGAUGGAGGGACAGCUUGGGUUUCCCAAGAGUCCUUUGAGGUGGAUCAGACGGACAGCGGGGCAGGGGUGAAGUGGAAGAAUGUGGCCAGGCAGCUGAAAGAAGAUCUGUCCAGCAUCAUCCUGCUGUCAGAAGAGGACCUCCAAGUGCUCAUCGACAUCCCGUGUGCAGAGCUAGCUCAGGAACUCUGCCAAAGCUGCGCCACUGUCCAGGGGCUGCAGAGCACACUCCAACAGGUGCUUGACCAGAGAGAGGAAGCCCGGCAGUCCAAGCAGCUCCUGGAACUUUACCUCCAGGCCUUGGAGAAAGAGGGCAACAUCUUGUCCAACCAGAAAGAGUCCAAAGCUGCCCUCAGUGAAGAGCUGGAUGCAGUUGACACAGGCGUCAGCAGAGAGAUGGCUCCGGAAGUGCGGCUCAGAAGCCAGAUCCUUGCCACACUGAAGGAGAAGCCUGCCCCAGAGCUGAGUUUAUCUAGUCAGGACUUGGAGUCCGUCUCCAAGGAGGACCCCAAAGCCCUGGCUGUCGCUCUGAGCUGGGACAUAAGGAAGGCAGAGACAGUCCAGCAGGCCUGCACCACGGAGCUCGCCCUGCGGCUACAGCAAGUGCAGAGCUUGCAUUCACUCAGGAAUCUUUCGGCAAGGAGGAGCCCACUGCCUGGGGAACCACAGCGCCCCAAAAGAGCCAAACGAGACUCCUCUUAGCCAAACUGGAGAAGAUGAGCUUUGCUGUCAGUAAACACCUUUCUGUGGUCGUGUUACCACCCACACUCCCCCCACCCCCUCCAGCCCAGAUGUGAGCUCUUCUUCCAGGAAAGCGGUUCAUGGCUGUGCAUACGCCCCUCUACCUCCUUUUACUGUAUUGGGAUUUCCAUUUUGUUUUCUUAUCUGUAGGAGUGUUUUGCCUGCAUGUAUAUCUGUGUACCUCAUGUCCAU
This is a messenger RNA of Mus pahari (shrew mouse), 1304 nucleotides long. It is a transcript of the gene Dffa, whose product is annotated as DNA fragmentation factor subunit alpha. Gene Ontology annotation, molecular function: deoxyribonuclease inhibitor activity. The coding region runs from base 78 to 1073 and encodes 331 amino acids. Gene Ontology annotation, biological process: apoptotic process; regulation of apoptotic process; apoptotic DNA fragmentation. NCBI's taxonomy places the organism in Eukaryota, Metazoa, Chordata, Mammalia, Rodentia, Muridae. The record is from RefSeq and is a predicted model, not a curated record. The transcript has 6 exons.